UAUUGGCAACGCAAGAAAAGAAAUGUCUGUCCCGAUUGCUAUUUUCAUUAUACCAGCAAUUCUUUUCAUUCAAAUCGUUUACAUUUUUAACUCUUCUCUCGAGCCGCAGUGCACGUAUCUAAUACAGCCGGAAGAACCAAACACUGAAUUUUCCAGUGUCGUUCCUGAAGACCCACCUACAACCCAACAACGACAACAACCUCAUUUGGAAAAUUUAUCGCUCUGCCAGAGUCCUGCCGAGAUAGGCGCUGCCUUAGAAAUUUUAGGCUCCCGUAAUGAGUCUCGCAGGGCAAUUUUCUUCAUCGAGUCCUCAAACAAGGGCUCCAUAACGGCCCGCCAGAUUUGCGCCCUGGAGUCUGCAGCCAUGCACAACCCUGACGCCGACAUUUAUUUGCUUCUCCUUGAUCCACCAGAGAAUCCAGACCUUACACGUGAUGAGAAGAUGCUCACCGUGCUACGACACCACGACAACGUGCGUUUGCUCGCAGCCGAUUCCGCCACCUAUUACGUCGGCACGCCGCUGCAAGAGUGGAGCGUCGCCAACCGCAUAAAUACCAGCUCUCAUCCCAUCGAGCACGCCAGUGACAUCAUGAGAGUUGUCACCCUCCUCAGGUAUGGCGGAGUUUAUCUGGACCUAGACUUUGUGAUCCUGCAGUCACUGGCUACCUUGCCUCCAAAUUGGUUGUCUUACGAACUAAACAGAGACUUGUGCAACGGAGCACUUGGCUUUCAAAAAGGCCACCCGAUGGCGCAAAUGAUGGCCCACGAAUUAGCUGAAACCUUCGAUGGCUCAAGUUGGGCACACAACGGCCCUUCCAUGGUAGCUCGGGUGAUGAGUCGAAUGUGCGGAAUGCCCGAAUCUGAGAGUGGCAACAAUUGCUCCGAUGUGACCGUGCUCGAGCGGGAUAAAUUAUUUCCCAUCGGCUAUCCUGGCUGGGAAAGGUACUUUGACGGGGCUGCUGGACCUGAAGUGGUGGACUCGGUGAAACACAGUCUGGGAGUGCACGUGUUCAACUACUUGAGCCACGGGGCCAACGUCACGCUUGGCUCUAAUCAAGCGUACAGCCUGCUUGCGCAGAAACACUGUCCCAGGGCCUACUGGGGUUGCUUUAAAUUUUUUUAG
This is a messenger RNA of Cloeon dipterum, 1123 nucleotides long. Its product is annotated as lactosylceramide 4-alpha-galactosyltransferase-like. Gene Ontology annotation, biological process: glycosphingolipid biosynthetic process. The record is from RefSeq and is a predicted model, not a curated record. The transcript has 3 exons. Gene Ontology annotation, molecular function: hexosyltransferase activity. NCBI's taxonomy places the organism in Eukaryota, Metazoa, Arthropoda, Insecta, Ephemeroptera, Baetidae. The coding region runs from base 23 to 1123 and encodes 366 amino acids.